Molecule: messenger RNA, 2144 nt
Organism: Dissoconium aciculare CBS 342.82
Lineage: Eukaryota; Fungi; Ascomycota; Dothideomycetes; Mycosphaerellales; Dissoconiaceae
Exons: 3
Coding region: 444-1769 (441 amino acids)
Source: RefSeq, a predicted model, not a curated record
GCUGCGUCGGAGGCCUCCGCACCAUGUUCAUACACCACCACCACUACACCAUCCUCGUUCCCGCUCCCAACACGCUCGCUCGCCCCGACGCCGCCGUCUGCAUCUACCUCAAUUUGCGUGCACGGCCAUGGGAGCAGGAGAUACAGGAUGCCCGGCACUGGUUCUCCAUGGCUCCUGGCGAGCCCAUCGACAGCCACGAUCCCUAAAUGGUUGUCGUAAUCGUCCAUGUUUUUGCUCAAGCCGUGGCGUCGUCCUUUUCUCGAACCUUUCGUGGGCUCUGUCGGUCGACUCGUCUAUUGUUCCUCUCAAACUAAUGAUCGACUCGUCUCAUCUAAAUAAGCGAGUAUUCCACGUGGAUUAGAAAGUUAAUCGCACGUAAUUCUCCUCCUCAUCACCCUCUCAAACACGCUGGUCACCACUUCGGUGUGCACAAAGCCUUCACCAUGGUCCACUCUUUGCUUUAUACACGGCCAUCUCAUGUCUCACAGGACGCAUUGUCCCGUCUGUCCAGCCAAGACUCUUGCGAUGAGUCCGUCAAGUCGAACAUCGGCUGUUCUCGAGGUGUCCCCGAUGCGUUGUCCUUUGAUCGAAUCGUUUCCGGAGGCACUUGUCCACCAGUCACAGUGCGGGAUAUGUUGAACUACAUGAAAUACAUCGAGCACUCGGAGGAAAACCUUCAGUUCUAUCUCUGGUUCAAAUCCUAUGAAACUCGCUUCGACCAACUAAGCAGUAGCGAAAAAGUCUUGGUUCCAGAGUGGACGCGAUCUCAAUUGGAUGCCGAUGCCCACGCUGCUCGGAAGUCCAAAGCGUCUAAUCCCAUUGCGACGUUCGUCAAGGAUGCAUUCGACGCAGAGACCCCACCGACAGUGUCUGUCCAGCGUUUCGACCCAUUCAAUACACCACCGAAGCCGAGUUCAUUCACGGAUGAGGCCAAAGAAGUCGACUCGGACUCUAACACUUCUUUGUCAACCGACGCACGGAGCGAUGUGAAGCUGAACGCGAAACAAGCGUUCGACGAUGCUGAAAUGCAUUGGCAGCCAUUCUCUACGCAACCAUUCCGAGACGAGAUUACGAGAAUAAUCGGCACGUAUCUUGCUGAGGGCAGCCCCAGAGAACUGAACAUCUCUUCACGAGAGCGACGAGCGGCAAUGCACGCCUUACAGCACACAACGCACCCAUCUGCGCUGAAACAGAUUGCAUCGACUGUUGAAUACUCGCUCCGGAAGCAAGCACACCCCAACUUCAUUCGGUGGACAAUCGGUAACGCUAACCGACCGCGAGUUCUCUUCGCACGCGGUCUAGGCAUCGCCCUCAUCACCUUGGCCCUCAUCGCAAAUAUCAUUCUCACCCUUAGCAGCGCUCCUCGAGCAUGGCGAGUCUUGCCUCUCGUCGGCUGGCUUCUCGGGAUUUCGACUCUUGUCGCUGCUAUCAAGGGCAUGUGUGUCGUGUUGCACGGCCUCCACCAUCGAAAUCUCCGGCCGUGGGAAUUGUUCUCUGACGACGAUGAGUCGUGUGCAGACGAAGACUUUAUCACGCCCAAAUGCGUCCUCUCGGGUAGCAGGGAGUCAAGCGAAUCAGCACCAUGGAUCGCGCAAUACGAGAAACGUAACAUCAUCCGCAAGAUUUUCGAUCGUCAGACCUGGAUCCAGGAGCCUGCACUCCGUCAGAUCCAAGACACCAUCUUCCUUCAAUCCAUCCUUGGUGGUCUCGCAAUCGGGGGCGUCGCCGUUGGCAUCUUUUGUGCGCUUCCGUCGGGCAACUUUUUCUAGAGAUGCAUCGCGCUACAUUGAACACAAGUCGACCACGCCGCUAGGUCUGGGUUGACGGCUAUUCAGAUUGACGAAUUCUGACGACCGUUCCAUGUCAAUACGUUCUUUGUUCGAUUUGUACAGUUAUACGAACGAAACGAAUUUCUUUUAGGAUCGAUUCUUGGGCACAUGAGGAGGCAGCAUUUUUUGAAUAUUCGAUUGGGAAAACGUCCACGCAUGGACACAUUUUUUGUUUUGUUGUGAUUCGGGCGUAUGGCCGUGGAACCUACAUUCAGGGCGAUCGCCAUUUACGACUCAAAGGUUUCGGUGGUUUUGUUUUGCGAUCAUAUUUUAUUACUACUUUUACCUGCUAUGCAAAAUGGUUUUCAUCGUCAA